CUGGGCUUCCCCGAGCGCUUCCACCCCCCGGAGGGGUGGGCAUCAUUACUUCUUUUUGUGGAUGAGGAAACCAAGGCCCACGGUGGUCAGGUUAAGACUCAAGGUCGCACAGCCAGGAAAUCAAGUUCGAAUCGGGACCCAGGUCUGUGAGAAAUCCGAAGUCGUCCCCUUUCCCCUACAAGCGCUCUCCCCGCGUCUAGAAGCCAGUGCCUCCCCCGACUCCCCAAUCCUCCGAAUCCUCCCCUCUUUCCUAUUCCCCAAACACCGCCAGGGCCGGGGCCAGGGCCAGGGGGCUGGGCCGGGACCUCUUUAUUUUGCUGGGGCGUGUUCUCCGCGGCUCGCCGCACGAAUCUGCCACCGGAGUCCCACUAGGACCUGCGGUUCGUCCACAGACCCGGGCGGACAGGGACAGCGCCCAGGCACCGGUGGGGCGGGUGCGCUGGAGAGCCGGGAGCGCGGAGGCGCGUGGGCUGGAGCGCAGGUCCCCGGAGCAGCCCGGGACCCAGGCGGCGCUCGCCCCGUGCCUGCCGCUCCCGGCCCCCGCCCCCUCGGUGGUGGCUGGCUCUUCGCUUCUCAGGCUCGGAACCCGACACAGUCUCCGCUGCUUCCCGGCGCCGCCGCGCGCUGCGGACUCCCAGAAACAGCCCCGCGGGCCCCCGCCGCCUGUCCCCCGCGCUGGCCCUGAAGGGGCGCAACGCCGUCACCAACCCGGAGGUGCCACCAGCCCGAGGCGAGAGGGGUCCCCGCGCGAUCCGGGACCCUGUCGCAGCUCAUGGUGAGCGUCCCCCAGGGUUUGAGGAUCCCUUAGCCGCGGGUACCCUCGCGCUAGCCCCGGGUGCCGGAUGGGGUCGCCUGGGGGACACAGGGCUGAAGUUGGGAGCGCGCGCAGCUCACCCCUGCUGCGGAGUCCGACAUGCUGCUGCCGGGGAGCAAUAGCACCGCGUGGUUCGGGCAGCAGCAGCCAGCUCCGGGAGGCGCCCUGCGGGGCUCGGGGGCGGCGGCACCGCUGAGGCCCGCGCAGGUGGUCACCGCCUGCCUCCUGACCCUGCUCAUCGUCUGGACCCUGCUGGGCAACGUGCUGGUGUGCGCGGCCAUCGUGCGCAGUCGCCACUUGCGCGCCAAGAUGACCAACGUUUUUAUCGUGUCUCUGGCGCUGUCCGACCUCUUCGUAGCGCUGCUGGUCAUGCCCUGGAAGGCUGUCACUGAGGUGGCCGGUCACUGGCCCUUUGGGGCCUUCUGCAACGUCUGGGUGGCCUUUGACAUCAUGUGCUCCACCGCCUCCAUCCUGAACCUGUGUGUGAUCAGCGUGGACCGCUACUGGGCCAUCUCUAGGCCCUUCCACUACCAGCGCAGAAUGACCCAGCGCGUGGCCUUGGUCAUGGUCAGCCUGGUCUGGACCCUGUCCAUCCUCAUCUCCUUCAUCCCAGUUCAGCUUCACUGGCACAAAGUCAAGACAGGCUCCUGGGGUGAGGUGGACCCGCCAUCCCACCUGGCCAACGGGACGCCCUGGGAGGAAGCGGGGGAGCAGGAGGUGCAGGCAGAGAACUGUGACGCCAGCCUGAACCAGACUUACGCAAUCUCCUCAUCGCUCAUCAGCUUCUACAUCCCCGUGGCCAUUAUGAUCGCGACCUACACACGCAUCUACCGCAUCGCCCAGGUGCAGAUCCGCAGGAUUUCCUCCCUGGAGCGGGCCGCGGAGCACGCGCAGAACUGCCGGAGCCACGCGACCAGUACGCCCGGUGCCAGCCUGCGGGUAUCUAUCAACGCGGAGACCAAGGUCCUUAAGACCCUGUCGGUGAUCAUGGGGGUCUUCGUGUGCUGCUGGCUGCCCUUCUUCAUCCUGAACUGCCUGGUCCCCUUCUGCAGAGGACACUCGGAGGGCCCUCUGUUGAGCUUCCCCUGCGUCAGCGAGACCACCUUCGACGUCUUCGUCUGGUUGGGCUGGGCCAACUCCUCCCUCAACCCCAUCAUCUACGCCUUCAACACUGACUUCCGGGAGGUGUUUGCCCGGCUUCUGGGGUGCAGCCACCUCUGCUCCCGCACCCAGGUGGAGACGGUGAACCUCAGCAUGGAGUUGAUCUCCUCCAACCAGGACACCGUCGCCCACAAGGAGAUGGCAGCUGCCCACAGCCACGUGAUCCCCCAUGCCGUGACCCUGGGGGACAGGGAGGUGGGCGAGGAUGAGGAGGGCCCUCUUGAUCCCACGGCCCAGAUCUCUCAGGCGCACCCAGAUGGUGACCCUGCAGCCAAGUCUGCCUGGGAGCUGGACUGCCCGGGGAGAUUUCAUUGGGCAAAGUAAUGCCUUUUACCCCAAGUGGAUUCCAUUAAACUACAUAAGAAAUGCCCUUCGUGGAUCCACAGAACCGCACCAACAGUGGGAAGCACUCGGAACACGGCCCUGGCCAGACGGCUCGGCCGGUUAGAGCGCCGUCCGAUGGGCCUGGGCCAGGGCGGCAGGUCCCAUUCGGUCAGGGCACGCACAGGAAUGAGCCAAGAAUGCACACGUGUGUGGAGCAGCAAAGCGACACUUCUCUCUCGCAAGUCAAUUUAAAAAACGGUUAAAAAAAAGAAGCGUGUGGAGCACACACACAUGUGUCCCGUGUUGCUCAGUGUGUCAUCUUUCCUCCCCCCACCUGGUGUCGGAGGUUUUGUGCUUAGAAACCUCCCCUGAUUGGUUUGCAGCUGAAGGACUUGGCAGGCGCAGCUGGUAAGAACUCAGGCACAUAUACCUCAGUCUGCCUGUUGCGGACCGAUGGUCCUUUUAGGGGCAGUGUUUGGUUCUUAAAAAAAGAAAGAAGAGUGGGACUUGGUCUUUAAAAAAUAUACUCCUCUAUGCCCUUUUAGGCAAACGGACGGCUUUUUCAGGGACGGGUUCAGGGUGCAGUGCUGAUGGGGCGUGCCGCUGUCCCCAUCUCGCUCCCUGCGGCCUGCGUUUACGUGGCGUCCGCUCUGCGUGCCUUGCCCACAGCUGAGGAAUUCUUCCUGACUCGUUCUGGAGUGUAAUAAACACAAAUUAUGUGUGCAGUGCGGUGGUUAUCUCUGCUUUGCCAGGCCGGCUUUUAGGCUGACUGUUGGAGAAAUCAUGAAGCAUGAUCCUUUCGAGGCUGGGAAGGUGCCCUGGAAACACACGUUUAUUCUCUUGACAGACAGCUGGGCCUUUAAGGUGCACUCUGGGCCGGGGGACCUUGAAGAGCAUCCGCUGUUUCUGAAUGUUUUUUUAUUGGGUACAUACGUCUUGAGUCUCUGUCGAAAGCGGCUUCAGUGCUGUGGCAUCAAACGUGGCCGGGUCCAGCCUGGGCUUCAAGUAUUUUUUUUCUGGCUUGGCAGCUUCUUUUUAAAAUAAUAUAGCGCAGAACAAUUCUUUGAUUCCCACGCAGUUUCCGUCAGUUCCGUGAGAAGAUCAUUUGGAAUAAUAACAAGACCUUUCUCAACCUCGUCUGCAGUGCUUUUGAGUCACGUGGCUUUUAAUUAACCUCGCUUUCUGAAGGACUUGGACAUGUGUGUGCUGAUAAGCUUUGAGAAACGAAACCCAUUUCCAUACUGGAACUUUUGUUUGUAGACAGUGAGAAAUGAGGGGAUGCAUUUUAACUAGAAUGUAGGAGGUAGAGAUGACAAGUGAGUGAACUUAACAUUGGAGACUCUGUUGAGUGAGGUGCUCCCCAAAGCGCCCAGCAAGUUCCAGUCAUUGCCCUCGUCCUCUCUGUAGUCUGCACAGAGCGGGGCACCUUGCCCCAGAACCACACCCGCUGAGCAUGGCUCACGACCAUCGCACCUAAGAGUGAGCACUGUUCAUGGAAGCGGAUGAAAUGUCGGCCGUGGAAUUUCUGACAGUCAGCCCCUGCUUUGGAGCAGGCUCAUCAAGGGCAGUUUGAUCACUCUGGCUCUCUUUUGGGAUAAUUUUAUUGCCGGGCUCUUGAGCAGCCGUGUCCUGUUCACUGGGAAAUGCACGGAGCCCAGCCCCUAGUGCUUAACAAGUAUCUGUUGAGUGAACAGCUGACCGUUUCUUGAAUGGGGAAAUUGAAAGCAAACCCCACUUGGUACCUUAGUUUCUGUAAAUGACUCGGUCAGGCUGAUGGGGAAAUCUGAGGUCUGUGUUCAGUGUUUGACCUCUUGUGACCCGAUAGCUGAGUGGACCAUUAGGGAAACACAGGGCCAGUGACCAGCGCCCCGCUCCACGUUUCAGGAAAUGGCUGUGUGACCUUGAAUGACUCAGUCAGCCUCUCUGGGCCUGCCUGCCUCUGCAAACUGAAAGACUGACCCUGUGCAUUUCCCCCCUUGUGCUUCACUCUGCAGCUGGUAAGGACGGGUCUCGGGUGGCGCAGCAAGCAUGGUGGCUGUUUUCUCCACCGGGCUUCUCGGAGCUUUUCCUUCGCAUUGUAAAACCGCAAACAAUUCUGCAUUGUUUCCCCGAUGGCUUUGACCUUGUGAAUCCUUGUUAAAGGUGGACUUCCUUCUUCCUGGCUCUCAGGAGGCCAUCAUGUCAGGAACACAGCCUGAGAAAUCCCUAUCGAUCAGGAAGUCUCUAAAGUACAGCUAUUCUAGCAAGGCUGUGAGAAGCAAAGUCUUUCGUGGGAAUGUUCUAGACCCCGGUUCAACUAAUUUCUGUGUCAGGAAAGAUGGGUUGUGCGAGGACUUUGGAAACCCCUUCUGCAAAAUACCAUCCUGCAUGGUUACUGACAGCUACUGCGUGCUGGGCGCUCGUCACGUGCUCCGGUGUGUUGGGACUUCUCUUUUCGUGGGUAGACAAGCAGGUGCUGUGCCAUGAGUCUGGGGUGUCACGUCAGGUGGUGACAACUGAGCACCGCUGGCCCUGGAAUAAACCCGGGGCCACACCUGGGCGAGUGCAGUGAUGAAGCCACUAUCUAUUUAGGGUGGUCCAGGAGGGCCUCUCAGACGGGGCGUGUUGAAGAGAGACCCAGAUGAAGAAGCAAGAGUGGGAGCAGAGCUGGUGUCCAGGCAGAGGGAACGGUGUGUGCCAAGGCCUGGGGCGGGACUGGGUUUGGCAUGCCCGGGGGGACGGGGACAAAGGUGGCCUGUGUGGCUGGAGGGCGUUGUGAGGUUGGCGCUGAGACUGCAGGCUCUCCGCAGACCCCUCCUGCGCUGGGUGCUGCUUCCGCGCCAGGUCGCUUAGGUUCGCAGACCUGAACAGACCUGGGUACAGGCACUCUGAUCGCCCCAUCUCACAAGGGGAGGAAACGAAGGCACCAGGGGCUCAGUCACUAACCUGGGGUCACAGAGCUCAUGAGUGGCCGAGCUGGACUUGAACCGGGGCAGCCUGGCCAUGGAGUCUUCAACUGCCCAGCAGUGGUGGAGAUGGGGGCUUCCUGGCACCCCCAGACAGCAAGUGCAGCGUGCCUGGGCCGGAAUGUUCCUCGUUCGAGGGGUAGCUAGCUGGUUGCUGCGGCUUCUACCCACCGGGGAGCCUGCCUUCUCUGCGCACCUGUGCCGGACAUCCCUUCAUGGGGAGCGCAGGCAGCAGAGGGCAGCGGGUGAGAGCCCGUGUCCUGAGCCCUUCCGUGGUGGCCAAGCACUGCCCUGAUUCUUGUGUCCGCACGUCAACCUCAGGUGCCAUUAUUUUUCCAUUUUGCAGAUGAGGACAGUGGGGUUCAGAGAGGGUAGGUGGCUUGUCCAAUGUCACAUCGCUAGGCAGUGGUGGGAGCAGGGUUUACACCUGGGCCGGUGGUUCUCAGUUGGGGUGAUUUUGGCCCCCAGGGGACAGUUGGCCAUUUGGGGUUGUCACAACCGGGUGUAGGACGCUCCUGCCACCUAGUGAGUAGUGGCUGGGGGUGCUGCCAGACGUCCCAUGGUGACCUGAGAUGGCUCGAGCCAGGCCGACAGAGUCCGGGCCCCCGCUGCCUGUCCACAAAGCCACAGUGCCCAGGCUUUGGGACUUCACAGCCCUGAAAGUGAAAACCACGACCAGGUCCCACCUCAUGCCUGUUGACUUGCGGAUGACCCGCCAGGCCAUCAGUAACUGGACAAGCAAGUGCUGGCGAGGACGUGGAGAAAGGGGACCCUUGUGCACUGUUGGUGGAAAUGCAGACCAGGGCAGCCACUGUGGAGAGCAGUGUGGCGUUAACCUCAGAAAAAUUAAACGUGAAACUGCCUUUUGAUGCAGUGAUUCCACUUCUGGAAAUACAUCUGCAAAAUCCCAAAACACUAAUUGGAAAGAACGCGUGCAUCCCUCUGUUCGUCGCAGCAUUUACAAAGCCAAGGUGUGGAUGCAGCCCAAGUGUCCGUCAGCGGAUGAGUGGACAAGAAAGCCGUGGUGUGUUUACACAGUGGAAUAUGACUCGGCCGUAAAAAAGAAGGGACGCUCACCCUUUGUGGCAGCGUGGACGGACGUGGAGAACGUUACGCUGAGUGAAGAAAGCCAGACAGAUAAGACAAGUGCCAUGUGAUUUCACUUAUAUGUGAAAUCUAAUGAACAAAAUGAACUAACAAGCAAAAUAGAGACAGACUCAUGGAUAGAGAGCAGGCUGGCCACUGUUGAGGAGGGUGGUGGUGUGGAAGGAUUGAGCAAAGAGAAAAAAAAGAAGGAAUUCAUGGACACAGACAAGAGUGUGGUAUUUGCUGAGGGGGUGGGGGAGGAGGAGGAGGGUGGGGAGGGAUAGAUGGUGGUGCACAGAGACUUGACCUGAGGGAGCGAACACAGUGUACGGACACGUGUUGUGGGAUUGUGCACCUGAAACCUGCGUGACUCUGGGAACCAGUAAGAAACACACUGCACAGCCCUGAGUUCACAGCUCAACCCUCCCACCCCCUGGAGUUGGUGGAAUUUGGCCGCCGCUCUUGCUGCAGUUUCUUCAGCUGAGAUGCACACCCCAACCCCACAGGUUUGGGUAAAGAUUAAAAAUGAAUGUAAC
Molecule: messenger RNA, 6866 nt
Organism: Artibeus jamaicensis (Jamaican fruit-eating bat)
Lineage: Eukaryota; Metazoa; Chordata; Mammalia; Chiroptera; Phyllostomidae
Gene: DRD5
Product: dopamine receptor D5
Exons: 1
Coding region: 914-2299 (461 amino acids)
Biological process (GO): adenylate cyclase-activating adrenergic receptor signaling pathway
Cellular component (GO): plasma membrane
Molecular function (GO): dopamine neurotransmitter receptor activity; G protein-coupled receptor activity
Source: RefSeq, a predicted model, not a curated record